AUGUCUUCUCCACUUCAAGAUAUUUCUAACCAAAUUUCGUUAUCAUCUAAUGAUAACCCUCGAAGCAGUAGAGUGUCCGAUUGCACUCUACCAGUUGGAAGCUCCAGCAAUAAUUCAUCUCAAAUUAAUACAAACAUAAAGACAGGGUCAACAUAUAAUCAAUCUACAGUGACGUUUGCUUCAAACAACUUUGAGCCCAAUUUCAAUUUUAUUGAGAUUGAAAAAGAAAUGUAUGUUGACCUUGGAGAUAUGAAUAUGAUUUGUAAUUAUUGCGGAGCUAUACUAUGGGAUAUGGAACGAGUUGAUAAGAGUAAAGCCCUCCUUGAGCCUGAUUUCUCGAUUUGUUGUUCUAAAGGCAAAAUAUCUAUUCCUUAUUUGAAAGAUCCCCCUGAGUUAUUGUUGAAGUUGCUUACCAACAAUGAACCAAGGAGUCGAAAUUUCCUUGAUAACAUUAGGUUGUACAAUAGUAUGUUUGCAUUCACCUCACUUGGAGGUAAAGUUGUGAACAAUCAAAAUGAUGGUCACGGUCCUCCACAAUUCAUUAUUAGUGGACAAAAUUAUCAUCGGAUUGGAAGUUUGCUUCCACAAGAAGGCCAUGCUCCAAAGUUUGCUCAAUUGUAUAUAUAUGAUACAAAGAAUGAAGUGGAAAAUAGAUUGAAACAUUUCAGAGGUGUUGAUGGAAAAAGUAAUAUUGAUCCUUACUUGGUCUCUGACUUGAUUCAAAUGGUUGAUGAGUUCAAUCGUUUGGCCAAGUUAUUUAGAAGAGUGCGUGAUUAUGUCGAAGAAGGUCAUGCUGAGAAUGUUGCUUUGAGAUUAUUUAGAAGUUGUUCCCUUGAUCCAAAUACCUACAAUCUUCCAAGUGUAGAUGAAGUUGCAGCUUUAAUAGUUGGUGAUUUUGAUAGCUCUGACUGUGGCCGAGAUAUUAUUCUACACACAAAGAAUAGUCAAUUGCAAAGGAUUUAUGAAAACCACAGUUCCGUCCUUCCACUACAAUACCCACUUCUAUUCCCAUAUGGUGAAAAGGGUUUUUCAGAGGAUAUUGACUUUGCAAAUAAACAUAAUGUUAAUACAGAUCCCAGGCGUGAUCACAUUUCUUUGCGUGAAUGGGUAGUUUUUAGACUUUUUGAAAGGAACUUUGAGUGCAAGAGAAUUUUCCUUUCUAGACGUCUAUUCCAACAAUUUGUUGUUGAUUGCUAUUCAAUGAUUGAGUCUCAAAGGUUGUAUUACUAUCGUAACAAUCAGUCCUCUAUUAGAAGACAUUUUUUGGAAGGAAUUGAGGAAGCAAUGACCCGUGGUGAUACCAAUUCAUCAACCGUUGGUUCUAAAGUAUACCUUCCUUCAUCUUUCAAGGGUGGUAAGCGAUACAUGUUCAAUAAUUGUCAAGAUGCUAUGGCUAUUUGUAGAACUUAUGGGUAUCCCGAUCUGUUCUUGACAAUGACAUGUAAUCCAAAAUGGCCUGAAAUUGAUCGCCAUGUUGCUGCAUAUGGAUUAACUGCUUCGGAUCGCCCAGACCUAGCUUGCCGUGUUUUCCAUAUGAAAUUAAAUCAAUUUAUUGUUGAUGUCAAGAAGGGUGAAUUCUUUGGAAAGGCUGUGGCAGGCACAUAUACCAUUGAGUUCCAAAAAAGAGGAUUGCCCCAUGCUCAUAUUCUAUUGUGGCUUAGUAUGGAAAAUAAGCUACGUACUCCUAAUAGUAUCGAUUCUGUUAUAUGUGCUGAAUUGCCGGACCCUAUUCUUUAUCCUGAAUUGUUUGAAUGUGUUUCAAACUAUAUGGUUCAUGGUCCAUGUGGUAUCAGCAACAGAGAUUCUCCUUGCAUGAAGAAUGGUCAUUGCUCCAAAUUCUUUCCAAAAAAGUUUAUAGGGAAAACUUCAUUCGAUAGUGAUGGUUAUCCAAUUUAUAGAAGGAGAGAUACUAAAAUUACAACCAUUAGGAAAGGAGUGCCUUUGGAUAAUAGGUUUGUCGUUCCUUAUAAUCCAAAAUUGUUAAUGAAAUAUCGCGCUCAUAUCAACAUUGAGUAUUGCAACAAAUCAAACUCCAUUAAGUACUUAUUUAAAUACAUUAAUAAGGGAGUUGAUAGGGUGACAAUGUCAAUGUCUGUGCAACAACAGAACAAGGAUCAAGAUGAAGGGCUAAAUGAGAUUAAACAAUAUUAUGAUUGUAGAUAUCUUUCGCCAUGUGAAGCUUUGUGGAGGAUAUUUUCAUUUGAGAUCCACCUUAAGUGGCCACCUGUCAAAAAACUCAUCUACCACUUACCAAAAAAGCAAGUGAUCUUAUUUAAGGAAGAACAACGUAUCAAGAACGUUCUUGAAAGAAACAAAUUGAAACAUAGCAUGUUCACUGCUUGGAUGGCAGCAAAUGCUAAAUAUCCCGAUGGCUUAGGUCUAACGUAUGCUGACUUCCCUUCUGCAUUUGUAUUUGAUGAAAAAAAACAAGAAUGGCGUCCAAGGCAAAGAGGAUUUUCUAUUGGCCGAAUGAAUUUUGUUGCACCUGGUUCUGGCGAGUUGUAUUACUUGCGACUUCUUUUGACUUAUCAACGUGGUUGUUCAAGUUAUGAAGAGUUGAAGACACAUAAAAACAAGACUUAUGCAACUUUUCGAGAGACAUGUGAUGCAAUGGGUUUGUUAAAAGAUGAUAGUCAGUUCAUUGAUGCUAUACUUGAUGUUGCUAGAAUUUCAUCUGGUACUUAUGUGAGGAACUUAUUUGUUACAUACUUAUUGGGAAACACACUAAGUAGUCCUUUGAAUGUAUGGAAUAAGACAUGGCAUGAUCUCGCGGAUGGUAUUCUGUAUAAUUUGCGAAAAUCUCAUAACAAACCAGAUUUGGUUAUUGAAGAACAUCAGCUCAAGGAUUUGUGUUUAAUGGAGAUUGAGAAAAUUUUGAUGAUUAAUGGAAAAUCUCUGAAGGAUUUCUCUGGAAUGCCUCAUGUUGAAGCUAACACAUUGAAUGACUUUGGCAAUAUCUUGAUAAUCAAUGAACUGAAUUUUGAUGUUGUUGAGAUGAACCGACUACACAAUGAAUUUUUUGUGAAGUUGAACCAUGGCCAGUCAAAGGUUUAUGAUGAAAUUAUAACUGCUGUCAAUGUAGACAAUGGUGGUUUUUUCUUUGUUUAUGGUUAUGGUGGAACAGGAAAAACAUUUCUAUGGAAGACCUUAACUUAUAAGUUGAGAUCAGAGAAAAAAAUUAUAUUAAAUGUUGCAUCAAGUGGAAUAGCAUCUCUUUUACUCCCAGGUGGGCGGACCGCACAUUCAUUAUUCUCUAUUCCCCUUUCAUUGAAUGAGGAUUCAUGUUGUGGGAUACCAUUAGGAAGUCCGAAAGCUGAACUCUUACAACUUGCUAGCUUGAUAAUUUGGGAUGAGGCGCCAAUGGUUAGUCGGUUUGCUUUUGAGGCUUUAGAUAGAACUCUAAGGGACAUUAUGAGGUUCAAAACCAAUGGUAGUUCUGAAAAACCAUUUGGUGGAAAGGUCGUUGUUUUAGGAGGAGAUUUUAGGCAAAUACUACCUGUCAUUCCUAAAGGUAGGAGACCAGAGAUAGUUAUGUCAACCAUUAACUCCUCCAGGUUAUGGAAAUUUUGCACGGUUUUGACUUUAACUGAGAACAUGAGACUGAUGAACAACACAUGCUCUGGAGACAAUGAGGAGAUUAGAGAGUUUGGAAAGUGGGUUUUAGAUGUUGGUGAUGGUAACUUGGGUAAUUAUAAUGAUGGAGAGUCUAACAUUCAGAUACCUUAUGAUUUGCUAAUUCAUCAAUCAUCCAACCCUAUUGCAGAUAUUGUGCACUUAAUGUAUCCUGAUAUGGUUCAGAAAGUUGGUUGUGUUGAAUACUAUUGUGACAAAGCAAUACUUGCUCCAACUUUGGACGCAGUUGAUUCAAUCAAUCAAUAUGCAUUGUCAUUAUUUCCUGGAGAUGAACAAGCUUAUUUUAGCUCUGAUUCAGUAUGGAAGGUUAGCGAGGAAAUUGGAAUUGAAGCUGAUUGGUUAACCACUGAAUUUUUAAAUGGUAUGAAAUGUUCUGGUAUGCCUGAUCACAAGUUGGUACUUAAAAAAGGUGCACCUGUUAUGCUCAUGCGAAAUCUAGAUAUUUCUACAGGUUUAUGCAAUGGAACACGACUUAUUGUUGACUACUUAGGUCCAAAUGUAAUUGGUGCCAUUGUUCUCUCUGGUACACAUAUUGGAAAGAUUGCAUAUAUUUCUAGGAUGAAUUUGAUGCCAUCUGAUGAAAGCAUGCCAAUUAAGUUUCAAAGAAGACAAUUUCCUUUGAUUGUAUCUUUUGCGAUGACUAUAAAAAAAAGUCAAGGUCAAUCAUUAUCUCAAGUUGGUGUCUAUUUACCGAAUCCUGUUUUUUCUCAUGGGCAAUUGUAUGUUGCUAUAUCCAGAGUUAAGAGUAGAUCUGAUUUGAAGAUAUUAAUAUGCAAUGAAGAAACUACAGACCAAGAUGUUACGAAGAACAUUGUCUUCAAGGAAGUUUUCCAAAGGAUUUACAACAAUUAG
This is a messenger RNA of Lotus japonicus, 4485 nucleotides long. RefSeq lists its product as uncharacterized. Gene Ontology annotation, biological process: DNA repair; telomere maintenance. Lineage: Eukaryota; Viridiplantae; Streptophyta; Magnoliopsida; Fabales; Fabaceae. The transcript is spliced from 8 exons. The coding region runs from base 1 to 4485 and encodes 1494 amino acids. Gene Ontology annotation, molecular function: DNA helicase activity. The record is from RefSeq and is a predicted model, not a curated record.